Molecule: messenger RNA, 5987 nt
Organism: Homarus americanus (American lobster)
Lineage: Eukaryota; Metazoa; Arthropoda; Malacostraca; Decapoda; Nephropidae
Product: protein ECT2-like
Exons: 21
Coding region: 271-2892 (873 amino acids)
Biological process (GO): regulation of cytokinesis, actomyosin contractile ring assembly; mitotic cytokinesis; activation of GTPase activity
Cellular component (GO): cell cortex; nucleus
Molecular function (GO): GTPase activator activity; guanyl-nucleotide exchange factor activity
Source: RefSeq, a predicted model, not a curated record
GUCACGCGACCAACCGUUUAAAUGGCACCUCGUCUAUGUUAAUAUAAAUACUUAAAUACCAAGUGAUUUUCCCCAUUAAUCGGCACGAAUAUUGACCUAACAACACCAUAAGCAGUUGAUAAACCACGUAGUGAUUGACCUGAGAAUGGAGAAGUGUCAAGGAAAGUCGAGAAUAAGAAGAAAAUUGAAGUAAAGUGAAGGAGGUAGUCUGCGGUUCACCUGUGCGGACGUUGGGAGAAUUGUUUGGUAUUCUUAGACACUUUAACGAAAAUGGCUGAACUAACACAGCCGUCUAUGAUGCUUAAUGCAGAUGUGACGUCAGUGAGCCAGGCAGAUGGAGAGUCAGGUGCUGAUUCUCGAAUUUGUUUAGUUGGCAGCCUUGCACACGAUGUAGAAACUCUAGAUGCAGCGAAGAAAUUCAAUGUUCCUGUUGUUACUUCAGAAACUGGGCUAGAAUUUGUAUCAGAUCUCACUUAUUGUACAUAUUUUAUUUUGGCUGAUUUUGAGAAUGAAGAGUUUGAAGAGCUGAAUAAGGCUGGAGUCAGAUUACUUGGAAAACCGGCACUAAUAAAAUAUUCUGAAAGUGGAAUACCGGUGUUAACGUACACUCGACGUCCAGUCUUCUGUCAUGUCAUGAAAGAUCUUAAUUUAGUUUUCACUGGAUUCAGAAAAAAGACAGAAGUUUCCAGACUACUCAAGUUAGUCCACUACAUGGGAGGUAGUGUAAAGAAUGAAAUUAAAGAGAACGUGACACAUCUUCUAGCAUACUCCUCAAUGGGUGAAAAAUAUCAGUAUGCAGUUACCUUCAACAUUCCCGUAAUGGGGGAAGACUGGGUCCACGCUGCAUGGGCUCACCGUGAUGAAGCAGAAGCACGAGCAGAUACUGAAGCCAUGGCCAAGUACAAAUUAAAAGUGUUCCAAAACUUGCGUAUUGUGCUAGUAGGGUUCCCAGCUGAGGAGCAGGUGCAAAUGGAGGACCUAGUACAACAGAAUGGUGGAAUACUCACCACUCUUGAUGACCAGCUGGCAACGCAUGUGGUAUUAGAAGAUCAGACUAUUACUGAGAAGCCCCCCGAUUGUCCAUCUAGAGCGCAUGUUGUCAAGGCUGAAUGGUUUUGGGCCUCAAUUCAAAUGGAAGCCUGCCCUGAUGAGAAGCUUCACCUUUUUGAAGAAAUGAAUAUAAGCAAUAUCUUAAGUCCUCGUCAGAUGUUCUCAUCACCAAACACACCAGGUUCACGAAGUCGUCGACGUAAACGCCUAAGAGAGACAGUGCAGCACCUCGCUCAAGAUGAUUCCCCAUCUACCUUACCCUCUGCUCCUCCUGCAAGCAAACGAAGAUCGUCUGUGGGUGAUUUGGCUUUUCUAUCAGCCGAUGGGUCUCUCCUGGAUGACACAGUCUCAACACCUAACAGACUUGCUGGCAGGUGUUACAAUGAACUAGACGGUGGUGACCAAACUCCCCUUAGUCCCCCAAGUGUUGAUCUCCGGCAACUUUCUUCAAGACAGCGUGUAUUCCAUGAGUUAAUCAAGACCGAAUGCAAUUAUGUCAGCAUUCUAGAUGCAAUAGAAAAGGUUAUAAAGGUCCCACUUGAGAACACUGUGCCACCUGGGGGCCCCAUGUUAGAUUCCCAAGAACUAAGGUAUAUCUUCGGCAACUUACCCCCAAUUCAUGAAGUUCAUACAAGAAUGCGUAAUGAUCUUCUCCACUUAGCACACAAUUGGACUGAUGAUGCGAGCAUUGGAGAAAUUAUCCUUAGAUAUUCCUGUGACUUAGAGAAAGCUUACCCACCUUUCAUCAACUUUUUUGAAAACAUGAAAGAGAUGUUGCAUAAAAUUUCAUUGGAACGACCAAGGUUUCACGCAUUUCUGAAAAUUGCCCAAAACAAGCCUGAGUGUGGUCGACAGAGUUUACAAGAGCUUUUAAUUCGACCAGUACAAAGAUUACCUUCCAUGAGUCUCCUUAUAAAUGACAUAUUGAAGCACACUGAUAGAACCUCUCCAGACCAUACAGCAUUGGAGCAAGCCCUGGACAAGAUUAAAUCUGUGAUGACCUUCAUCAAUGAUGAUAAGAGGAAGACAGAAGCAAAAUUAAAAUUAUUUGAAAUACACAAUGACAUAGAAAUGUGUCCGCCAAACCUGGUAGCAUCUCAUCGCAUGUAUAUGAGCAAAGUGGAUGUGACCGAACUAAGUGACUGCUGUAGUGGGCGAGGGGACACGCUCACCCUUUUCCUGUUCAAUGAUGUCCUAGAGAUAUGUAAAAAGAAGAGUAAAUACAACAGUAUCAAGAGUCCCAGUAGAGCCAACCUGCACGCUCUUAAAACCAUCAAAACGUAUAAACAUCUUGAAAUGAUGAACUUAGCACACAUCAAGAGAAUUGUUGAUAUUCGGGAAACUGAAGAUUGUCAUAAUGUUUUUGCUCUGAUCGUCCGGAGUAACCAGGAGUUAAAGGAACGCCUCUUCACGUUUACCCUCUUACCAGAUGAUACUACCAAAUCAACUUUCCUCAAGACAUUAUGUCGAACUGUUGCAAAUAUUGCCUGUAGAAAUGAUGUGGAAAAUUUCCUCGUUUCUAUGGACCCACACCACCUAGACAUAGAGACUAGUGAUGUUAGCCUUACCACUGCAUUAAGUAAAGCUCUAAGGUUUGCAACUCGGACAGGAAGGAAAGUGAGCAGAGCCUUCAGCUUCAACAAGUCUCCAAGUAAAUUAAAAAGAGCCGUCUCCACUGUGAUGAGUCCCUUUAAUACACUACCACAUCAGUCAUCUAUGAGAGGAGCAACAAGUGUUAACAAUCUGGCUGAUUUGUCUCUCACAGGGACUCCUCCCAGUGAGGUCUUUGCUCAGCCCAGGGCCACUCCCACUUCCCGCAGACGCCCCCUCAAACACGUAUGAUGCAUCAGGGGAGGCUAAUGCGCACUGAAGACUGCACUGCUGCCUCUUAAACUGGGAUAAGGGAACAAUGGAGACCUGGAUAGAGGACUUGAAGUAUCUACCCAUUGGGUCUGUUCUGCAUAAGCUGUUGGAACUGAAGAAGCAAAACAUUAGGUCAACCCCAUGCAAUAUUGUUAAGAGACUUAAUGUAAUGCCAAAUGUACCACAAGUACAAUACCAGUGCUAUACCAAACAUUUUGAAUGAAUGGACAGUUUUGAAAGCUAUUUGAAUGGUAACUAGAUAAUGUAGCAAAGACUCACAGUUGAUAAUACCAGUAGUACUGUAUUCAUAAAUAUGUUUAUAUAUAAUAUAUUAGCAGUAUGAUAUGUAUAAUAUUAUUUUAUCUUUUUAGCAGAAAUGUGAGUAGUAAAUUAAGAAGUACAAUUAGUACAAACUUGUAAACGUGCACAAGAAAAUCAGUUCACAAAUUACAAACUCACCAGUUUAACACUGAAUCCUUUGGUAUAUAUAUUUGUGCCAUUAAAAAUUUUUGUCAGACAAUGUGUUCCAAAUUUUAUAUAUGUCUGUCAAAAGGUAUCAGGUUGAUAUCAUUGUUAAUGAUAUGAAUAAAUGAUAACCCUUUUUUAAGUACAGUAUUAACACCAGAAUUUAUGCAUUACCUGGAUAAAGUUGAUGCAGUUUUAUAUGGAUACAAAACACUUGGUAUACCAAUUGCGUUUAUGUAUCAUCCACAGGAAGGCUGCUGAAGCACAAAUUGUUUAAUAAGUCUCUGAAUAUUUGCACAGUUUAUACAAAGUUAAGUGAAUGAAAGGGAAAAACAUUCAAAUUAGGUCAUUUAAGGCUAAACAUACUUGUACAGAUGUACUGUGUACAUUUGAUGUGAUAACGUGUGAAUGAUAAAUACCUGUACUGCACUGUACUCGGACAUCAUUUACCAGUUUCGUUUGGUCCUUAUUGUGUAUUGAAGUUUAAUUACUGUAUGCCCUAAUUUGAGGCAACCCACUUUCUUUGUACACUUUAUUAAUUUUAUUGUGCAAGCAAAUGGUGCUGGCUUUAAUUGUAUGAUAGAAAAAUUUACUUCCACAGUUCUUCAGCAAAUGUUUGGGUGUCUUACACUGCAGACUUUGAUAUUAUUCUUAUUAUUUUAUUUUUAUUUUAUCAUUUUUUUAGGACUUACCUAUUUUACUCUGUACUGAAUUUUUUAUUUUAUAAUGUGCACCAGGCUCGAGCAACUCAGUUCAGUAUACGUAACUAGAAACUGUAGGUGGUUGAAAUCCAGGGCCCCAAUUUGUGUGAUUGUUAUAUAAAUAUUGAAUAAAUUUGAAAAUUAGACUAUUCUUCAUACCGGUGUGAAGCAUAAACACUUACACUCCACUCUGCUGCUGUUGGCAUUAGCCACAGAAGAAUGUUACAAGGAACACACCAGAUCCAGUCACCAUCACACAGUGAGGACCUACAUGCAGCUGAGUUAUUUUUAUUUCAAGCACUACCUCAUGAUGAUGAAUGCUAUGCCACAGUCCUAGUUGAUAGUCUUUUAGUUAAAUGUUUUUAGUAGUGAUGCACCUAACAUAUAUCAGCUUAUCCUUUAUAAGGUAGGGCAAUGCCAAUUGUGGGAUCUGGUUUGACAUGGAAUUCCAGAAAAGUUGUGAGUUGGGAAUUGUACUGUGUAUCCUGCCUUGGGUACAUCAAAUCUACACAUAGUUGUGUCUUUUAAGGUUAUCAGUACUUCAUUAUGUGCAGACAGGGUUCAAAUUUCCUGUACAAUAACAGCAACAAGUAUUGCAGGGAAACUUAACGUCAGAGCAAAUACUUUGUUUAGGAAGGUAUCAAUACCCUUUAAGUGGAGGCAAGAACCAGUUACUCUCGGAUUUUUUUUUUUUUUUUAACCACCAUCCCCUAGUAAUUGUUUCUCUUAUUCCACUGCAGGACUCGGUGAGGGUGGCUGCAUUUUCCAUAGCUUGAGUACUGAGGAUCCAAUUAAUCUCCUCUCUCACCCUUAUACAUCAAGAACUGAGGCAUUUCUAAGUCAUUACUAUUCUAGUGGCUCCUCGCUGGUCCAAUUUGAUUUGGUUUUACUUGGUUCAAUUUUGCCCAAAUUCUAGUUCUCCUGACUAGGACUUUGAGUCAGCAUGUGGAAAAGUCAAGGUCUUGAGUGCUUGUCCUCAGCUGUAUGACAUACAGGGCAGUCUUCUAGGGACCAUUUUCUUUGGAAGUGCAACAGUUAGCAUGCCAGCUUACCCUUAUACUGUUUGAUCUCAGGGCAUCCCAAGCAGUUUCCUUGACAGUCUGGUCAUCCCAUGUAGGUUAACUUCUUCACUAUUUUAUUUGGCUAAAGCCAGAUGAUAUUAUUCAGAAAAGAGGGGACCCCUUGCACAAGGGGUUAAUGGUUUUGAGACUUCAGGCCUCUCACACCAUACAUUCAAGAGCUGUUUAGACCUUAGGAACCAUGGCUCUUAGUAGAAUGUUCUGGAUAUCAGUUUUAGUAAGUCCAUCCUCCAGAGAGGGCCUAGGUAGCAUCUACUUAAGUUAACAGCUUAACUAGGUCGGCCUCUUGGAACUUUGUUCCUUUCUUACUCUGCAACUGGCCAUAGAUGGGUAUUGUAGGAUUGCUCCAUUUGGGAAUACAAACCAAGGAUACCAUUAGGAGCUUAUUGGUAUCUCAUGCCUUAUGUUUUUAUUUGGCUUUAUUAUUCAGAAUUGUUCAGUUCCAGCAUAUUAUAAAUUGUGAAUUACCAUUUUGCAACCAAAAUGGGGCCAAGCAAUUCACUCCCUCCCUUUUGGAUGCCAAAGUGAGCUGGAUCUGAUUUGUUCUUCCUUAUGAAGUUGUUUCAUAGCUUAUCUUAACUGAAGUGCAUCCUGUGUCUCUUUGGUCUUUUCCAUUUUUAGGGUAUGUACAGUAGCUAAAAAAAUUAUCUGUGCAUACUCGGUGUGAAACAAUAUGAGACCAUGGACGAUAGGUAUUGGGAUAUGUAUUUUGUCUCCUUAUACUAUGUGUUAGUAAUCACUUAAUCGAUUAUUUUAUUCCUGCUCACCCCCCCUGUGUUGCAUACUGAAUGGUGGUGGGUGAAGACACUCAUACGAACCCCCCCGAGAC